Microcebus murinus (gray mouse lemur) is the source of this 1851-nucleotide messenger RNA. The record is from RefSeq and is a predicted model, not a curated record. Lineage: Eukaryota; Metazoa; Chordata; Mammalia; Primates; Cheirogaleidae.
GCGGGUUUGGCGGCGUAGUCAUGGCGGCCUUCCGCGACUUAGAGGAGGUGAGCCAGGGCCUGCUCAGACUGCUGGGCGCCAACCGCGCCGAGGCGCAGCAGCGGCGAGUGCUGGAGCGCCACGAGCAGGUGGUGCAGCGGCUGCUGGAGACGCAAGACGGCGCCGAGCAGCAGCUACGAGAGAUCCUCGCCACGGAGAAAGAAGUGGCCCAGAAUCUUCUGGACGUGAAGGAGCGGGCGCAGCAGGGCGGCGCGGAGCUGCAGCAGCUGGAAGCCGAGCUGCAGAGGGCGGGAGAGGAGGACGCGACACUGGCGGGCGGCCUGCGCCAGCUCACCCGAGAGCUGGAGGAGCUCAAGGAGAUGGAGGCAGAUCUCGAGAGACAGGAGCGGGAAGUUGACGAGGACAUGACAGUCACCAUCCCUUCGGCCGUGUAUGUGGCUCAGCUUUAUCGCCAAGUUAGUAAAAUCGAGUGGGACUACGAGUGUGACCCCGGGGUGAUCAAAGGCAUCCAUCACGGCCCCAGCAUCGCCCAGCCCGUCCACCUGGACAGCACCCAGCUCUCCAAGAAGUUCGUCAGCGACUACCUCUGGAGCAUGGUGGACACCAAGUGGUAGCCCGGGCGCGGUGGCCGCGUCUCACACACAGCGGGGCUCUUCUGUGUGGGAUCGGUUUCAAAUGAAAUGUUUACCUGUAGAUGGUUUUUUUUUCCAUUCAAACUGGAUUUCUUUUUCCCUCAAUUUCGGCCUCAGAUCCCCGACUGGCCUCUGCCUGGUCGUGGGAAACUGACCGGGCCGUGCUGAGCCUGUGACCUCACGUCUGUGGCAACGCGCCGCAGAUCCCGCCGCGGGAUUCAGCGACAGAUCCCAGGUAUUUGUCGUUUUCGAGGCAAGCUCAGCCCCUUUAUAUUCGUUCAGGGAGUCUCUUUGAGCGGCGCGGCGUGGCCCAGAACUGUGCUGAGUGCCGGAGACUCGCAUGCAAGGGACAAGGAGACCCCAGGGCCCACGGGGGAUUCAACACAGAAGCAGACGCCAGCCUGGAGCCGGAGAGGGGUCCAGACUGCCACAGGCCGCCAGCUGGAGAGCGCGUGGGCUGCACGAGGCCAGAGCCACUUCGUGUUGGGACUCGGGAGGUGCUGCUCCUUCCGAGAAGCAGAGGAGGGCGGGUGGAUUAUGGUAUGUCCGUGCUGAGGAUUCUCCUGCGGCCGCCGACUCCCACUCCUGACACCAAAAAAUGAAAGACUAAGGUGGAUGAACGGCGGCGAGGCAGGAGCCGGUGGGGCGGCGGGUUAGGCGUGAGAGUGAGCUGUGUGUCCUAAUUGAAAGGACACAGACCAAUCAUGGGCGGUUUUGCGGGGGGCGUGGAGUAUACAGCUGGUCCAGAAUCAGGUUUUCCUUUGGGGACCCCCUGCCCUCCCCUCCGCUCUCCGGGCCUGCGUCUCUGGGGCGGACGGCGCCGGAGACCGCUGGUUGCCUCCAGUUAAAACAUUUCCCAGCCUCCUUGUGGUGAAGUUCCGGCCUCUGAAAUGUACUUAGAAACGUUUUAUGAAAGUUCUAGAAAGCUCCUUAAAAAGCAAGUACACCUUUUCUUCCCCCUUCCUGUUUCCUAGAAUCUGGGUGUGAUGGCUGGAGCCUUAGCAGCCAUAAUGCCACAUGCAAGGCAGGGUGCCAUCCUCUAGGGAUGACACAGCCCGGUUCCCCGGUGACAACAGAGCCAGAGAUCAACACAGACCUGUUUAAAUGGGGGCGAUGAGGAGAACAAACCUAAACUUCCACCUUGUGCAAGCUGCCGUUGCGGUUUCUCUAGUGCAAAUAGCCAAAAUAAACGCUCACUGACUGAGCAUGCAGCCCGUGA